This is a messenger RNA of Cololabis saira (Pacific saury), 966 nucleotides long. RefSeq names its product forkhead box B2 (gene foxb2). Lineage: Eukaryota; Metazoa; Chordata; Actinopteri; Beloniformes; Belonidae. The coding region runs from base 1 to 966 and encodes 321 amino acids. The transcript has a single exon. Gene Ontology annotation, biological process: cell differentiation; anatomical structure morphogenesis; regulation of transcription by RNA polymerase II. Gene Ontology annotation, molecular function: RNA polymerase II cis-regulatory region sequence-specific DNA binding; DNA-binding transcription factor activity, RNA polymerase II-specific. The record is from RefSeq and is a predicted model, not a curated record.
AUGCCCCGUCCUGGGAAAAACUCCUACAGCGACCAAAAGCCUCCGUACUCCUAUAUAUCACUGACAGCGAUGGCGAUCCAGAACUCAGCUGAAAAGAUGCUGCCUUUGAGUGACAUCUAUAAGUUCAUCAUGGAUCGGUUUCCAUAUUACCGAGAAAACACCCAGAGGUGGCAAAAUUCACUGCGACACAACCUUUCGUUUAACGACUGCUUCAUCAAGAUCCCUCGCCGGCCUGAUCAGCCGGGGAAAGGCAGCUUCUGGGCUCUGCACCCGGACUGCGGGGACAUGUUUGAAAACGGCAGCUUCCUGAGGAGAAGGAAACGUUUCAAGGUUUUGCGCGCCGAGCAUAUGACCUGCAAGAGUUCCCCGAUGAUGCACUACUUCCACCACCACCACCACCACCACCCCGGGGGGAAGCUGAGCGCAGCCUCCUCCAGCCACCACGAGCACCCCGCCGGCCCGGCGGGCGUGGGUCGGCUCCCUCCCUUCCAGGGUUACGGGGGCAUCGCUUGCGCGCAGCCUGGCGGGUUUAAACACCCGUUUGCCAUCGAGAACAUCAUAGGACGGGACUACAAGGGUGUGGUGGCCAGCGGGCUGCCCCUCACCUCGGUCAUGCACCACCUGGGCUACCCCGUGCCCCCUCAGCUCAGCAGCGUGGUCAACUCCAUGUGGCCGCACGUUGGUGUGCUGUCAGAGUCCAUGAGUGGCGUAUCUGUGCCAGCAGUCUCCUCCGAGUAUGCGCCCUUCAGCAUGUCAGCUAAGGGCCUUUACCACAACGCCAACGGGCAAACGAUGCCCGCCGUUCCUAUGCCAAUAAAGCCCACCCCGUCCUUGGGUCCGGUACCGGGUCUGACGGGGCUGCAGUCCAGUCCGUCCCAGCUCUGCGCGCCGGCCUCGGUCCUGGAGAAGAGCGAUCUGCUGGAGGGGAAAGGAAACCCUCUUCACCCGACUCUUCUGCUGUCCUAA